CAUUUGGUCGGGGUGGUUGGAAUAGUUCCAAUGUCAACAAUGAUACAAAUUAAUAAACAAAUCCCAAUUAAGCAUGAAGCAUGGUUAAUAUGUCAAGCAGGGCAUGCGCAUACCAGUAUUUAGUUUCUCAUCCACAAUCGUCAACUGCCCUUUUCCUUCCAUUCCCAAGCAUUUUCCUGCUUCCUGCCCUAUUAAGCCAUGUUUAGAGCCCUGAGUACUCGGAGAAACCAUCGGACAUAUGAAAAAUUAGCCGAUGAGCGUGGUGUUGGUGCUUUGGAGGGGAAGUACUUGAAGAGGUCUACAAGCUUGCCAGCCCAAGUAUUUGGUUCACCAACAAAGUCAACGCCGGAAUUAGCCUUUCCAGCCAGCUCUCAGGUGAAGCCUACAAACAAGGUCACCAAGAGCCACCCACUGUUCAGCCUCUUCAGCGGUGGUCGGAAGAAGAAAACUACAGCCAAGCCGGAAUUUGCAAGGUAUAUAGAGUAUGUCAAGGAGGGAGGGGCCUGGGAUAAGAAUUCCAGUAUGCCUGUAAUCUAUUACAAGUGAAAAGCUAUUCUUUUUAUUUUGCUUGUAAUUACUUGUGCAAUAUGCCAUCAUGAUUUGGAUUUGAUUUCUCUCAAGUGAUUGGAUUUGUUAAUUUCUUUUUAUCGAAA
Messenger RNA from Corylus avellana, 653 nucleotides. RefSeq lists its product as uncharacterized. The record is from RefSeq and is a predicted model, not a curated record. NCBI's taxonomy places the organism in Eukaryota, Viridiplantae, Streptophyta, Magnoliopsida, Fagales, Betulaceae.